AUGUUUGGUUGCUUGCUUUACCCUGUUUUCUCCUGGUCUUCACUUCCUCUAAUAAUUCCCACAGGCACACUCGACUGCUACUGUUUAUCUCGAGAAGACCUCGAAAAGGAGCAACUUGCAGGCAUUCCAAACGAAUUUGCGACAAAGCUGGUGAUCACGCUGAUGGGCUUCCUGCUUGCCUUCGUUCUUCUGUGCUUGCUUUUGGUGAUUGUCGUACAGGCAUUCCUCAGCGACAAAGAAGAAAUGCAGCUCUCGGAAGAAAACGCGGCGCCAACGAAAGUGAAAAUUGAUAAAGCACAUUCGCCGUACAUUGUAACGCCGGAGCAAAAACUAACACAGCAGCUGCUCGCCGCUCAGCACCCGAUCACCACUACCAAUACAAAUGACGAGGAAGUCAUUCUUGCUGUGGCCUUAGGGUUCAUUCAAAUGCUGCUUUGA
Molecule: messenger RNA, 438 nt
Organism: Gongylonema pulchrum
Lineage: Eukaryota; Metazoa; Nematoda; Chromadorea; Rhabditida; Gongylonematidae
Source: the annotation of a GenBank genome assembly